Molecule: messenger RNA, 743 nt
Organism: Hibiscus syriacus
Lineage: Eukaryota; Viridiplantae; Streptophyta; Magnoliopsida; Malvales; Malvaceae
Product: major allergen Pru ar 1-like
Exons: 2
Coding region: 154-639 (161 amino acids)
Biological process (GO): defense response; abscisic acid-activated signaling pathway
Cellular component (GO): cytoplasm; nucleus
Molecular function (GO): signaling receptor activity; protein phosphatase inhibitor activity; abscisic acid binding
Source: RefSeq, a predicted model, not a curated record
GCCUUCAUCUUAGACUCGAAACUAAACGGCCUAUAAAUAUCAUCUUAGUUCUCAUUUCUUCAGACAACUCAAAUGCUCUUCAGCUCAUAAAGUUCAGUCUAAUCUGUGAAGAAUUUCAGGCUUAUAGAUAGUUAAGAGCGUAGAGAAACAACCAUGGGUGUUUUCACAAAUGAAAUUGAGAUUACUUCCCCAAUCCCCCCAACCAAGUUAUUCAAGGCCUUUGCUCUUGAUUUCGACACCCUUUUCCCCAAGGCUAUCCCCAAUGCAAUCAAGACUGUCGAGCUCCUCGAAGGAGACGGCAGCGUCGGAAGUAUCAAGAAGGUCACGUUUGCUCAAGGGUGGGGAUCAGAAUCAUCAGAUUACUUGAAGCACAAGGUUGAUGAAUUAGACGAAGACAAUUUAUCGUACGCUUACACCGUGUUCGAAGGCGGCGUUUUGAGGAACAUAUACGAGAAAAUCAGGUUUGAGACCAAGUUUGUCAAGGCACCGGAUGGAGGAACGAUUUGUAAGAUGACGGCCAAGUUUUAUACCAUUGGCGACGUCGAGUUCAACGAAGACCAAAUCAAGGCCGAUACCCAGAAGCGAGCCGGAGCUUUCAAGGUUGUUGCAGAUUAUCUUUUGGCAAAUCCCUGUGCCUAAAAUCAUAGGUAGCUUCAGUGGUAUGCAUUCAUGCUUUUUAUGAAAAGAAAAAAAGGAAAAAAAAACCGUAUUUGAUUGGGUAAUAAGAGCGAUUCAAUCUGGAA